Molecule: messenger RNA, 1601 nt
Organism: Physeter macrocephalus (sperm whale)
Lineage: Eukaryota; Metazoa; Chordata; Mammalia; Artiodactyla; Physeteridae
Gene: TMEM45B
Product: transmembrane protein 45B
Exons: 5
Coding region: 343-1236 (297 amino acids)
Source: RefSeq, a predicted model, not a curated record
UUUCCCAAAUGGUUUGCCUUUUAAUGUGUUUUAUAUGUAAAAUGCUUAUGCAGAUGACUUUCUCUUUUCUAGUUCCCUCCUUUACCUCUAUGUUUAGAAACGCUUUUCUACUCUAAGAUCAGGAAGUAUUUACCCAUCCUCCUUCUCCUCCCUUCUAUUUCACCCACGUUUUUAAAGCCUCAGGGCCAGUGGUAUUCUCCUGGGCUUGUAACUCACUGAGCGGACAAGACUUCAAUGACGUAACACAGGCUUAUUCUAUGAGAAUAAGGGGCUCCCUCUCAAUAUGGCUUACAGCUUGGAAUCCUCGGUCAUGGAUUGUGUUUCCUGCCAAAUUAUCCAUUUAUGUCUUCCCCAUUCAGCCACCUAACAGCUGUCCCUUUAUUGUUUAGGUAUCCUGGGACCCCGAUGGCAAAUUUCAAGGGCCACGCUCUCCCAGGGAGCUUCUUCUUGAUAGUUGGACUGUGGUGGUCAGUGAAGUACCCACUGAAGUACUUUCACCAAAAGGGGAAGAGCAGCCGACUGACUCACCACUAUCAGCGUCUUGAGGUCAUUGAGGCCGCCGUCAGAACUUUAUUUUCAGUUGUCGGCAUGCUGGCAGAGCAGUUUGUUCCAGACGGGCCCCACCUCCACCUGUCCCAAGACGACCACUGGGUAAAGCUCAUGAACUGGCAGCACAGCACCAUGUACCUGUUCUUUGGGGUCUCGGGACUCGUGGACAUGCUGACCUACCUCAUCACCCACAUCCCCUUGGGGCUGGACAGACUGGUCAUGGCUGUGGCAGUUUCCAAUGAAGGCUUCCUCUUGUACCACCAUGUCCACCACCGGCCACCGCUGGACCAGCACAUCCACUCGCUCCUGCUGUGUGCCGUGUUCGCAGGGGCUGUCAGCCUCACCUUGGAAGUGAUCCUCCGGGACAACAUCGUGCUGGAACUCUUCCGUACCAGCCUCGUUAUCCUUCAGGGCACCUGGUUCUGGCAGAUCGGGUUUGUGCUGUUCCCGCUUUUUGGAGCACCCGAAUGGGACCAGAAAGAUGACGCCAACAUCAUGUUCAUCACCAUGUGCUUCUGCUGGCACUACUUGGCCGCCCUCUGCAUUGUGGCCAUCAGCUACUCGCUGGUUUACUGCUUCCUGACACAGGUAAAGAGGCCUGGAGACGGAGAAAUCACUGGGAUUCAGAAGCUGAAGUCAGAUCACACCUACCAGAAGGCCCUCCUGAGCGGCUCUGAUGAGGACUAGGGGUGGCUGUCGAUCACCAACGGAGGAUGGAGUGUCCUCUGGGUGCACAGCUGGUGGUCAAUGGGGUAGCUCACUUCCUCCACUGAAACCUUUAUUGUGAUCCACUCUCAAGGGUCUGUAUAUUUGCACCUGCUCAUUUAACCAACUAAAGUCUGUGCUGGUAUGGUAUACUUUGUAGAGAAAAACGAAGCAAGUCUUUGUUUGUGUCUCAGUGUGAAGAGAACUCAGACUCUGAAAGCUUCAGAACAGGAAGUGACCUCAUGGGUGAAUUCAGGAUUUGAAUCCAGCAGAAUUUACUGCUUUUGAUAAUUUAGCCCUUUUUCCCUCAAGAAGGCAGGUACUUUCUUAUCAGAAAGUGAAUGACA